Pollicipes pollicipes is the source of this 17488-nucleotide messenger RNA. Its product is annotated as neuroblast differentiation-associated protein AHNAK-like. Gene Ontology annotation, biological process: regulation of RNA splicing. Gene Ontology annotation, cellular component: cytoplasm; nucleus. The record is from RefSeq and is a predicted model, not a curated record. Bases 32 to 17287 code for a protein of 5751 amino acids. The transcript has 2 exons. Lineage: Eukaryota; Metazoa; Arthropoda; Thecostraca; Pollicipedomorpha; Pollicipedidae.
CGUUCCUGUCCCGCAUGUCAAUGGCGCCGAAAUGUCUGAGAUCAAGCUCCCUGAUGGCGCUGUCAAGACCACAUUUAAACCGAAAGCGGGUUUUGCGUGGCCCAAAAUAUCACUACCUUCUCUGCAAAUGCCCAACUGGGAGUUCAGUUCUGGAGCUCGCAUGCCCAGCGCUCAAGCCAAGGCGAAGGGAGGACUGGGCUUCCGUAUGCCAUCCCUUGGACUGAAAGGAAAAGAAUUGCAGGAAUUUGACAUCGGUGAUCUGCUGUGCACGCUUAUUCCCAAGUCAGAAAUGCCGUCUGUGGAUUUCCGUGACAACAGCACCGUCGACAUCUUAGACCUGCCGGGAGGAAAGCGGCGGCUGGUGAUCUCUACGGUGGUUUCGGAAGCAGAGAUUCCCGACUUGCCCGCGAACGCCAAGAUUGAAGUGCUUCCCGGUGGUCAACCGGGAAAGGUGUGGAAGCAAGAGUUCGACGUCGAUGCCGACUUUGAGUUACCCGAAAUCGAAGGAGCUGAGAUGUGUCAAGUGGAGCUCCCUGGUGGCAUCCAUAAAAAGACCUUCAAGCCCAUAGGCGGCCUCAAGUGGCCAGAGAUGCAUCUGCCGAAAAUAACACUUCCAGAUUGGCAGCUCAAAUCAAGGGAAAGGUCACCUAGUCCGACCAAGAAGGACACGGAUUUGUCCUUUGGCAUGAAAAUGCCAUCAUUUGGUUUUGGUACCAAAGGCCCCAAGGUGCCUAAGUUUGAUGGUAUCGAUGGGAUGCUCGAGUACCUCCUGCCGAAAGGCGAUCUUCCCAAGCUCAGAAUUCGUGACGACACUGAGGUAGAUGUCAUCGACUUGCCAGAGAUGAAGGGGCGGGAUGUUGUUGUGAAAACACAAAUCCUGGAUGUCGAUCUUCCUAAGCUCCCUGGUGAUCUGAAGGUGGAGAAAGUGGCGCUGCCCGACGGCAAUAUCGAAAACAUUCUCAUCCAGAAGUUCCAAGCCAACCCAGAGCUGGUGCUACCAAAGCUGUCUGGGGCUGACAUUGACGACGUUAAGCUGCCCGACGGCUCCAUCAAGACGUCAUUCAGGCCUAAAGCGGGCUUCAAGUGGCCCAAAGUCACGCUACCAUCCCUGCAGAUGCCUGACUGGGAGUUUGGGUCCAGCAAAGGAGCAGGUAGUCCUGACAAGAAACACGACAAAGGCGAUGGUGAUUUCCACUUUGGCAUGAAAAUGCCCUCGUUCGGUUUCGGAAGCAAGGGGCCCAAGGUACCCAAAUUUGAUGGUCUCGAUGGGAUGCUUGAGUACCUACUCCCUCAGGCGGACCUCCCGAAGCUCAGAAUCCGCGACAACACGGAGGUAGACGUCAUUGACUUGCCAAAAAUGAAGGGCAGAGACGUUGUGGUGAAGACCGAAAUACCCGACGUCGAUCUACCAAAGUUGCCAGCAAACCUGAAAGUGGAAAAGAUGACACUACCUGACGGUGCCAUCAAGAACAUGCUGAACCAGAAGUUCCAGGCAAACGCAGAAUUGCCUCUGCCAAAGCUGUCAGGGGCUGAUGUUGACGAAGUGAAGAUGCCAGAUGGCUCCAUCAAGACGUCGUUUAAGCCCAAGGCAGGGUUCAAAUGGCCCAAGAUCAGCCUGCCUUCCCUGCAGAUGCCAGACUGGGAGUUUGGAUCAAGGGAGAGAUCUCCUAGCCCUGAAAAGAAGGUGGAAAGUUCUGAUGGUGAUUUCCACUUUGGCAUGAAAAUGCCCUCGUUCGGUUUCGGUAGCAAGGGACCAAAGAUACCUAAAUUUGAUGGUCUGGAUGGGAUGCUUGAGUACCUGCUCCCUGAGGCGGAUCUCCCGAAGCUCAGAAUCCGCGACAACACUGAGGUAGACGUCAUUGACCUGCCAAACAUGAAAGGAAGAGACGUUGUUGUGAAGACCGAAAUUCCUGAUGUCGAUCUGCCAAAGUUGGCAGCAAACCUGAAAGUAGACAAGAUGACACUACCUGACGGUUCUGUGAAGAACAUGCUGAACCAAAAAUUCCAGGGAAAUGCGGAAUUGCCUCUGCCAAAGUUGUCAGCGGCUGACAUUGACGAAGUGAAGCUGCCAGAUGGCUCCAUCAAGACGUCGUUCAAGCCUAAGGCAGGGUUCAAAUGGCCUAAGAUCAGCCUGCCUUCCCUGCAGAUGCCAGACUGGGAGUUUGGAUCAAGGGAGAGAUCUCCAAGUCCUGAAAAGAAGGUGGAAAGUUCGGAUGGUGAUUUCCACUUUGGUAUGAAGAUGCCCUCGUUCGGCUUCGGUAGCAAGGGGCCAAAGGUACCCAAAUUUGAUGGUCUCGAUGGAAUGCUUGAGUACCUGCUCCCUGAGGCGGAUCUCCCGAAGCUCCGAAUCCGCGACAACACUGAGGUAGACGUCAUCGACCUGCCAAACAUGAAGGGGAGAGACGUUGUAGUGAAGACCGAAAUUCCCGACGUGGAUCUGCCAAAGUUGUCGGCAGACCUGAAAGUAGACAAGAUGACACUACCUGAUGGUUCCAUCAAGAACAUGCUGAACCAGAAAUUCCAGGCAAACGCAGAAUUGGCCCUGCCAAAGCUGUCUGGGGCUGACAUUGACGAAGUGAAGAUGCCAGAUGGCUCCAUCAAGACGUCGUUCAAGCCCAAGGCAGGGUUCAAAUGGCCUAAGAUCAGCCUGCCUUCCCUGCAGAUGCCAGACUGGGAGUUUGGAUCAAGGGAGAGAUCUCCCAGCCCUGAAAAGAAGGUGGAAAGUUCAGAUGGUGAUUUCCAUUUUGGCAUGAAAAUGCCCUCGUUCGGUUUCGGUAGCAAGGGACCAAAGAUACCUAAAUUUGAUGGUCUCGAUGGAAUGCUUGAGUACCUGCUCCCUCAGGCGGAUCUCCCGAAGCUCAGAAUCCGCGACAACACUGAGGUAGACGUCAUUGACCUGCCAAACAUGAAGGGCAGAGACGUUGUGGUGAAGACCGAGAUACCCGACGUCGAUUUGCCAAAAUUGCCAGCAAACCUGAAAGUGGAAAAACUGACGCUACCUGACGGUUCAAUCAAGAACAUGCUGAACCAGAAAUUCCAGGCAAACGCAGAAUUGGCUCUGCCAAAGCUGUCGGGGGCAGAUGUUGACGAAGUGAAGCUGCCAGAUGGCUCCAUCAAGACGUCAUUUAAGCCCAAGGCAGGGUUCAAAUGGCCUAAGAUCAGCCUGCCUUCCCUGCAGAUGCCAGACUGGGAGUUUGGAUCAAGGGAGAGAUCUCCAAGUCCUGAAAAGAAGGUGGAAAGUUCAGAUGGUGAUUUUCACUUUGGUAUGAAGAUGCCCUCGUUCGGUUUCGGUAGCAAGGGGCCAAAGGUACCCAAAUUUGAUGGUCUGGAUGGGAUGCUUGAGUACCUCCUCCCUGAGGCGGAUCUCCCGAAGCUCAGAAUCCGCGACAACACUGAGGUAGACGUCAUUGACCUGCCAAACAUGAAGGGGAGAGACGUUGUGGUGAAAACUGAAAUUCCUGACGUCGAUCUGCCGAAGUUGCCAGCAACCCUGAAAGUAGAUAAGGUCACACUACCCGACGGUUCAAUCAAGAAUAUGCUGAACCAGGAUUUCAAGGCCAAUCCAGAGCUACCACUGCCUAAACUGUCCGGAGCUGAUAUCGGCGACAUUACGCUGCCAGAUGGCUCCAUCAAGACCCACUUCAAGCCGAAGGUGGGCUUCAAAUGGCCAAAGGUCACUUUGCCGUCGCUGCAGUUGCCGGACUGGCAGUUCGGCUCUAGCGAGAGGUCGCCGAGUCCAGAAAGGAAAGGAGAUGGACACUUCGACCUGGGUAUUAAAAUGCCAUCCUUCGGCUUCGGCAGCAGUACAAAGUCGCCGAAAGUUUCAGGCAUUGAUGGACUUCUGGGAUACCUUCUCCCGGAAGCAGACAUCCCGAAGCUGAGAAUUCGUGACAACACGGAGGUCGAUGUUAUUGAUCUGCCGGAUGGGAAAGGCAGGACAGUUGACGUCAGAACUGAGAUUCCCGCUGCUGACAUGCCGGGGAUCGGCGGGAAGUAUGACGUCCGCGAUCUCACGCUUCCAGAUGGAAAGGUGAAACACGUGCUGACACAGCAGUUUUGUUGCAACGCGGAGGUCCCGCUACCGAAAGUGGGUGGAUCGGAUGUGGAUAGCCUGAAGAUGCCCGAUGGCUCAAUGAAAACAACAUUUAAGCCAAAGGCUGGAUUUUCGUGGCCUAAAAUCACACUUCCCAGUCUGCAACUUCCCGACUGGGAAUUCGGCAGCGGUGGUAACAAGCCCAGUGCUGAUGUCGAAGCGGAUUACCACCUUGGCUUGUCGACGCCGUCAUAUGCACUGGAGAAGGGCUCGAAGCCCCCUAAACUGCAUGGAAUUGAUGCCCUUCUUGCCUAUUUGCUCCCUGAAAAGGAUUUCCCCAAGCUACGGAUACGAGACAGCACCGAAGUGGAUGUCAUUGACAUCCCUGAAGCUCGAGUUCGGAACAUCCACGUUCGCACGGACGUACCCCAAGCUGACAUCCCAAAACUGCCAUCAAGCCUCGACGUGGAGCAAACCACACUGCCUGACGGCAGAGCCCAGAGCACUUUGCUUCAGAAGUUUAGCGGUGACAUUGACAUGGUGCUCCCUAAAGUGCACGGAGCAGAUAUUGACGAGUCCAGCCUUCCAAACGGCGUACUGAAGACCACUUUCAAGCCGAAAGCUGGCUUCAAAUGGCCAGAGAUUACUCUGCCUACCUUGGAAAUGCCUGACUGGGAUUUCCAUUCAGAACCUUCAAGUGCAUCAGCAAAGGUCGGAAAAGGUGGUGACGAUCACCACUUUGGCAUAAAGAUGCCUUCCUUCGGUUUCGGAAAAGGUACCAAGGUGCCAAAACUGAACGGUAUCGAUGGGCUCUUGAGUUAUCUCCUGCCGGAGUCAGACCUCCCGAAAUUGAAGAUCAGAGACAGUUCGGAGGUUCUAGUAGUCGACAAUGCUCCGGGAUUCAACGGACGUAAGAUUGUGGUCCAGACUGAAAUACCGGAUGGUGAGUUACCCGGACUUUUGGAUGAUGCCAGCCUAGAAACGAUAACGUUGCCAGACGGUCAAGUAAAGCACAUCAUGAAGCAGGAGUUUGCGGGAGAUGCCAGUCUUCCGCUUCCGAAAGUAAGUGGAGCUGACAUCGAAGGCAUGCAGUUGCCGGAUGGCAGCACGCAGACCUCUUUCAAGCCAAAAGCGGGUUUCAAGUGGCCGAAGAUCACCAUGCCUUCGUUCGGCAUGCCAGACUGGGAGUUCCGUUCCGGUGAACGUUCCCCCAGUCCUGAACGGAAGUCAAGCAAGGACAGCGAACAUCAUUUCGGGAUCAGAAUGCCGUCCUUUGGACUCAAGAAGGGGGUAAAGACGCCAAAAUUCGAUGGGAUUGAUGGUUUGCUGGGCUAUGUGCUCCGUGAGGUGGAUUUGCCGAAGAUCCGCAUUAAGGACGAUACGGAAGUGGACAUCAUAGAUGUCCCGGAGCCGAAGGGUCGCAGCGUUAUUCUGAGGACCAGCGUUCCCGAUGGCGACUUGCCUAAGAUUCCGGCAGGCUUGCAAGUGAACAAACUGACGGCCUCCGAUGGAAGCAUCAAGAACGUGAUGGAGCAGAAGUUCCCCGGUAACGUCGACUUGCACCUGCCUAAGGUGACUGGGGCAGACAUUUCCGAGCUCAAACUCCCUGACGGUGCCGUCAAGACCACCUACCGACCGAAGCCCGGUUUCAAAUGGCCUCAGAUUACGCUUCCCUCACUGCAGAUGCCUGACUGGGAGUUUGGUUCCAAAGCAGAGGCCAAAGACGUUACACUGGAAAGGAAGGAUAGCAAGGGUGAUCAUGACUUCCACCUCGGUCUGAAGAUGCCGUCCUUUGGGUUUAAGAAGAGCGCCAAGCCUCCGAAAUUUGACGGAAUCGACGGCCUUUUGGGCUAUCUUCUUCCGGAAAGAGACCUUCCCUCGCUACGCAUUCGAGACAACACUGAGGUGGACGUUGUGGACCUGCCCAAUGGCACGGGACGUGAUAUCACAGUCCGAACAUGCAUACCUGAUGAGAAACUCUCCCAGCAACCAGCAGAACUGAAGAUCAGCAAGAUCACCCUGCCAGAUGGCUCUGUCAAAAGCGAGCUCGCGCAGCAGUACGUCGGGAAUGCGCAACUUGUUCUUCCGAAGGUCUCAGGUGCGGUGAUCGACGAGGUCAAGCUUCCUAAUGGCGGCCUAAAAACCACCUAUAAGCCCAAACCUGGAUUCAAAUGGCCAAAAAUAUCUCUACCUGGUCUUCAAAUGCCGGAUUGGGAGUUCCGUUCAGGAGAAACUCCGAAAGAAAAGUCAUCCAGUCUCGAAAGGGGCUUGAAACUUCCGUCCUUCGGGUUCAAAAAGGGAGUCAAGACUCCCAAAUUCGAUGGGUUGGAUGGUCUUUUAGGCUAUCUUAUUCCCGAAACCGACCUACCAAAGCUGAGAAUCCGUGACAACACCGAGGUGGAUGUUAUUGACCUCCCGGCACUUAAAGGUAGAGAUGUUGUGGUGAAGACUGAGAUCCCAGACGUCGACCUACCGAAACUUUCUGCUGAUCUGAAGACGGAAAAGGUCACCCUUCCCACCGGCGAGAUCAAGAACAUCCUGAACCAGACCUUCAAAAGUGACGUUGAACUCCCGUUGCCAAAGUUAUCAGGAGCAGACAUCGACAGCAUGAAGCUUCCCGAUGGGUCAGUGAAAACAUCGUUCAAACCCAAGGCUGGGUUCAAGUGGCCUAAGAUCACGCUGCCGUCACUUCACAUGCCAGAUUGGCAGUUUGGUUCGUCAGAUCGCUCACCAAGCCCUGAGAGGAAAGAGAAAGGAGACAGUGACUUCCACUUUGGAAUGAAAAUGCCGUCGCUGGAGUUCGGCAAGGGAACAAAGACUCCGAAGCUGCACGGCAUCGAUGCACUUCUGGCGUACUUCCUGCCUGAAGCAGACAUUCCCAAGCUUCGCAUCCGUGACAACACAGAGGUUGACGUGCUGGACCUUCCCGGAGGAAAGGGCAGAGAGGUCGUACUGAGGACCGAAGUACCUGAUGCAGAUCUCCCGAAAGUGCCAGCUGGCAUUCAGGUUGACAAGGUCACACUUCCCAGUGGGAAGGUGGCCAACGUCCUGACGCAGAAAUUCAAGGCUGACGCCGCACUGCCGAUGCCAAAGGUUUCUGGAGCGGACACUGGCGAUGUGAAGCUCCCGGACGGUUCACUGAAGACGACGUUCAAGCCGAAGGCUGGCUUCAAAUGGCCAACUCUGAUGCUACCGACUUUGGAAAUGCCCGACUGGCAGUUCAGCUCUGGUGAGCGGUCGCCGAGCCCCGAGAGGAAGGAGAAAGGUGACAAAGAUUUCCACUUUGGCAUGAAAAUGCCGUCGUUUGGUUUCGGAAAGGGAGUGAAGACGCCGAAACUCGAUGGCAUUGAUAACCUGCUUGGCUAUCUGCUUCCGGAGGGUGACCUACCGAAGCUGAGAAUCCGUGACAACACCGAGGUGGAGGUCACUGACUUGCCCGAACUGAAAGGCAGAGAUGUUGUUGUGAAGACCGAGAUCCCUGAUGUCGAUCUUCCGAAGCUGUCUGCGGAUCUGAAGACAGAAAGGAUCACGCUUCCUGAUGGCGAGAUAAAGAACAUGUUGAAUCAGAAGUUCAGUGGCAGUGCCGAACUUCCACUACCGAAAGUGUCCGGAGCAGACAUUGACAGCGUUAAGCUUCCGGAUGGGUCAGUGAAGACAUCGUUCAAGCCGAAGGCUGGGUUCAAGUGGCCUAAGAUCACGCUGCCGUCACUCCACAUGCCAGAUUGGCAGUUUGGUUCGUCGGAUCGGUCACCAAGCCCUGAGAGGAAAGAGAAAGGAGACAGUGACUUCCACUUCGGUAUGAAAAUGCCGUCGCUGGAGUUCGGCAAGGGAACAAAGACUCCGAAGCUGCACGGCAUCGAUGCGCUUCUGGCGUACUUCCUGCCUGAAGCAGACAUUCCCAAGCUUCGCAUCCGUGACAACACAGAGGUUGACGUGCUGGACCUUUCGGGAGGAAAGGGCAGAGAGGUCGUACUGAGGACCGAAGUACCUGAUGCAGAUCUCCCGAAAGUGCCAGCUGGCAUUCAGGUUGACAAGGUCACACUUCCCAGUGGGAAGGUGGUCAACGUCCUGACGCAGAAAUUCAAGGCUGACGCCGCACUGCCGAUGCCAAAGGUUUCUGGAGCGGACACUGGCGAUGUGAAGCUCCCGGACGGUUCACUGAAGACGACGUUCAAGCCGAAGGCUGGCUUCAAAUGGCCAACUCUGAUGCUACCGACUUUGGAAAUGCCCGACUGGCAGUUCAGCUCUGGUGAGCGGUCGCCGAGCCCCGAGAGGAAAGGUGACAAAGAUUUCCACUUUGGCAUGAAAAUGCCGUCGUUUGGUUUCGGAAAGGGAGUGAAGACGCCGAAACUCGAUGGCAUUGAUAACCUGCUUGGCUAUCUGCUUCCGGAGGGUGACCUACCGAAGCUGAGAAUCCGUGACAACACCGAGGUGGAGGUCACUGACUUGCCCGAACUGAAAGGCAGAGAUGUUGUCGUGAAGACGGAGAUUCCUGAUGUCGAUCUUCCGAAGCUGUCUGCGAAUCUGAAGACAGAAAAGAUCACGCUUCCUGAUGGCGAGAUAAAGAACAUGUUGAAUCAGAAGUUCAGUGGCAGUGCCGAACUUCCACUACCGAAAGUGUCCGGAGCAGACAUUGACAGCGUUAAGCUUCCGGAUGGGUCAGUGAAGACAUCGUUCAAGCCGAAGGCUGGGUUCAAGUGGCCUAAGAUCACGCUGCCGUCACUCCACAUGCCAGAUUGGCAGUUUGGUUCGUCGGAUCGGUCACCAAGCCCUGAGAGGAAAGAGAAAGGAGACAGUGACUUCCACUUUGGUAUGAAAAUGCCGUCGCUGGAGUUCGGCAAGGGAACAAAGACUCCGAAGCUGCACGGCAUCGAUGCGCUUCUGGCGUACUUCCUGCCUGAAGCAGACAUUCCCAAGCUUCGCAUCCGUGACAACACAGAGGUUGACGUGCUGGACCUUCCGGGAGGAAAGGGCAGAGAGGUCGUACUGAGGACCGAAGUACCAGAUGCAGAUCUCCCGAAAGUGCCAGCUGGUAUUCAGGUUGACAAGGUCACACUUCCCAGUGGGAAGGUGGCCAACGUCCUGACGCAGAAAUUCAAGGCUGACGCCGCACUGCCGAUGCCAAAGGUUUCUGGAGCGGACACUGGCGAUGUGAAGCUCCCGGACGGUUCACUGAAGACGACGUUCAAGCCGAAGGCUGGCUUCAAAUGGCCAACUCUGAUGCUACCGACUUUGGAAAUGCCCGACUGGCAGUUCAGCUCUGGUGAGCGGUCGCCGAGCCCCGAGAGGAAGGAGAAAGGUGACAAAGAUUUCCACUUUGGCAUGAAAAUGCCGUCGUUUGGUUUCGGAAAGGGAGUGAAGACGCCGAAACUCGAUGGCAUUGAUAACCUGCUUGGCUAUCUGCUUCCGGAGGGUGACCUACCGAAGCUGAGAAUCCGUGACAACACCGAGGUGGAGGUCACUGACUUGCCCGAACUGAAAGGCAGAGAUGUUGUUGUGAAGACCGAGAUCCCUGAUGUCGAUCUUCCAAAGCUGUCUGCGAAUCUGAAGACAGAAAAGAUCACGCUUCCUGAUGGCGAGAUAAAGAACAUGUUGAAUCAGAAGUUCAGUGGCAGUGCCGAACUUCCACUACCGAAAGUGUCCGGAGCAGACAUUGACAGCGUUAAGCUUCCGGAUGGGUCAGUGAAGACAUCGUUCAAGCCGAAGGCUGGGUUCAAGUGGCCUAAGAUCACGCUGCCGUCACUCCACAUGCCAGAUUGGCAGUUUGGUUCGUCGGAUCGGUCACCAAGCCCUGAGAGGAAAGAGAAAGGAGACAGUGACUUCCACUUUGGAAUGAAAAUGCCGUCGCUGGAGUUCGGCAAGGGAACAAAGACUCCGAAGCUGCACGGCAUCGAUGCACUUCUGGCGUACUUCCUGCCUGAAGCAGACAUUCCCAAGCUUCGCAUCCGUGACAACACAGAGGUUGACGUGCUGGACCUUCCCGGAGGAAAGGGCAGAGAGGUCGUACUGAGGACCGAAGUACCUGAUGCAGAUCUCCCCAAAGUGCCAGCUGGCAUUCAGGUUGACAAGGUCACACUUCCCAGUGGGAAGGUGGUCAACGUCCUGACGCAGAAAUUCAAGGCUGACGCCGCACUGCCGAUGCCAAAGGUUUCUGGAGCGGACACUGGCGAUGUGAAGCUCCCGGACGGUUCACUGAAGACGACGUUCAAGCCGAAGGCUGGCUUCAAAUGGCCAACUCUGAUGCUACCGACUUUGGAAAUGCCCGACUGGCAGUUCAGCUCUGGUGAGCGGUCGCCGAGCCCCGAAAGGAAGGAGAAAGGUGACAAAGAUUUCCACUUUGGCAUGAAAAUGCCGUCGUUUGGUUUCGGAAAGGGAGUGAAGACGCCGAAACUCGAUGGCAUUGAUAACCUGCUUGGCUAUCUGCUUCCGGAGGGUGACCUACCGAAGCUGAGAAUCCGUGACAACACCGAGGUGGAGGUCACUGACUUGCCCGAACUGAAAGGCAGAGAUGUUGUCGUGAAGACGGAGAUUCCUGAUGUCGAUCUUCCGAAGCUGUCUGCGAAUCUGAAGACAGAAAAGAUCACGCUUCCUGAUGGCGAGAUAAAGAACAUGUUGAAUCAGAAGUUCAGUGGCAGUGCCGAACUUCCACUACCGAAAGUGUCCGGAGCAGACAUUGACAGCGUUAAGCUUCCGGAUGGGUCAGUGAAGACAUCGUUCAAGCCGAAGGCUGGGUUCAAGUGGCCUAAGAUCACGCUGCCGUCACUCCACAUGCCAGAUUGGCAGUUUGGUUCGUCGGAUCGGUCACCAAGCCCUGAGAGGAAAGAGAAAGGAGACAGUGACUUCCACUUUGGUAUGAAAAUGCCGUCGCUGGAGUUCGGCAAGGGAACAAAAACCCCGAAGCUGCACGGCAUCGAUGCGCUUCUGGCGUACUUCCUGCCUGAAGCAGACAUUCCCAAGCUUCGCAUCCGUGACAACACAGAGGUUGACGUGCUGGACCUUCCGGGAGGAAAGGGCAGAGAGGUCGUACUGAGGACCGAAGUACCUGAUGCAGAUCUCCCCAAAGUGCCAGCUGGCAUUCAGGUUGACAAGGUCACACUUCCCAGUGGGAAGGUGGCCAACGUCCUGACGCAGAAAUUCAAGGCUGACGCCGCACUGCCGAUGCCAAAGGUUUCUGGAGCGGACACUGGCGAUGUGAAGCUCCCGGACGGUUCACUGAAGACGACGUUCAAGCCGAAGGCUGGCUUCAAAUGGCCAACUCUGAUGCUACCGACUUUGGAAAUGCCCGACUGGCAGUUCAGCUCUGGUGAGCGGUCGCCGAGCCCCGAGAGGAAGGAGAAAGGUGACAAAGAUUUCCACUUUGGCAUGAAAAUGCCGUCGUUUGGUUUCGGAAAGGGAGUGAAGACGCCGAAACUCGAUGGCAUUGAUAACCUGCUUGGCUAUCUGCUUCCGGAGGGUGACCUACCGAAGCUGAGAAUCCGUGACAACACCGAGGUGGAGGUCACUGACUUGCCCGAACUGAAAGGCAGAGAUGUUGUUGUGAAGACCGAGAUCCCUGAUGUCGAUCUUCCGAAGCUGUCUGCGGAUCUGAAGACAGAAAAGAUCACGCUUCCUGAUGGCGAGAUAAAGAACAUGUUGAAUCAGAAGUUCAGUGGCAGUGCCGAACUUCCACUACCGAAAGUGUCCGGAGCAGACAUUGACAGCGUUAAGCUUCCGGAUGGGUCAGUGAAGACAUCGUUCAAGCCGAAGGCUGGGUUCAAGUGGCCUAAGAUCACGCUGCCGUCACUCCACAUGCCAGAUUGGCAGUUUGGUUCGUCGGAUCGGUCACCAAGCCCUGAGAGGAAAGAGAAAGGAGACAGUGACUUCCACUUUGGUAUGAAAAUGCCGUCGCUGGAGUUCGGCAAGGGAACAAAAACCCCGAAGCUGCACGGCAUCGAUGCGCUUCUGGCGUACUUCCUGCCUGAAGCAGACAUUCCCAAGCUUCGCAUCCGUGACAACACAGAGGUUGACGUGCUGGACCUUCCGGGAGGAAAGGGCAGAGAGGUCGUACUGAGGACCGAAGUACCUGAUGCAGAUCUCCCGAAAGUGCCAGCUGGCAUUCAGGUUGACAAGGUCACACUUCCCAGUGGGAAGGUGGCCAACGUCCUGACGCAGAAAUUCAAGGCUGACGCCGCACUGCCGAUGCCAAAGGUUUCUGGAGCGGACACUGGCGAUGUGAAGCUCCCGGACGGUUCACUGAAGACGACGUUCAAGCCGAAGGCUGGCUUCAAAUGGCCAACUCUUAUGCUACCGACUUUGGAAAUGCCCGACUGGCAGUUCAGCUCUGGUGAGCGGUCGCCGAGCCCCGAGAGGAAGGAGAAAGGUGACAAAGAUUUCCACUUUGGCAUGAAAAUGCCGUCGUUUGGUUUCGGAAAGGGAGUGAAGACGCCGAAACUCGAUGGCAUUGAUAACCUGCUUGGCUAUCUGCUUCCGGAGGGUGACCUACCGAAGCUGAGAAUCCGUGACAACACCGAGGUGGAGGUCACUGACUUGCCCGAACUGAAAGGCAGAGAUGUUGUUGUGAAGACCGAGAUCCCUGAUGUCGAUCUUCCAAAGCUGUCUGCGAAUCUGAAGACAGAAAAGAUCACGCUUCCUGAUGGCGAGAUAAAGAACAUGUUGAAUCAGAAGUUCAGUGGCAGUGCCGAACUUCCACUACCGAAAGUGUCCGGAGCAGACAUUGACAGCGUUAAGCUUCCGGAUGGGUCAGUGAAGACAUCGUUCAAGCCGAAGGCUGGGUUCAAGUGGCCUAAGAUCACGCUGCCGUCACUCCACAUGCCAGAUUGGCAGUUUGGUUCGUCGGAUCGGUCACCAAGCCCUGAGAGGAAAGAGAAAGGAGACAGUGACUUCCACUUUGGUAUGAAAAUGCCGUCGCUGGAGUUCGGCAAGGGAACAAAGACUCCGAAGCUGCACGGCAUCGAUGCGCUUCUGGCGUACUUCCUGCCUGAAGCAGACAUUCCCAAGCUUCGCAUCCGUGACAACACAGAGGUUGACGUGCUGGACCUUCCGGGAGGAAAGGGCAGAGAGGUCGUACUGAGGACCGAAGUACCAGAUGCAGAUCUCCCGAAAGUGCCAGCUGGCAUUCAGGUUGACAAGGUCACACUUCCCAGUGGGAAGGUGGCCAACGUCCUGACGCAGAAAUUCAAGGCUGACGCCGCACUGCCGAUGCCAAAGGUUUCUGGAGCGGACACUGGCGAUGUGAAGCUCCCGGACGGUUCACUGAAGACGACGUUCAAGCCGAAGGCUGGCUUCAAAUGGCCAACUCUUAUGCUACCGACUUUGGAAAUGCCCGACUGGCAGUUCAGCUCUGGUGAGCGGUCGCCGAGCCCCGAGAGGAAGGAGAAAGGUGACAAAGAUUUCCACUUUGGCAUGAAAAUGCCGUCGUUUGGUUUCGGAAAGGGAGUGAAGACGCCGAAACUCGAUGGCAUUGAUAACCUUCUUGGCUAUCUGCUUCCGGAGGGUGACCUACCGAAGCUGAGAAUCCGUGACAACACCGAGGUGGAGGUCAUUGACUUGCCUGAACUGAAAGGCAGAGACGUUGUCGUGAUGACCGAGAUCCCUGAUGUCGAUCUUCCAAAGCUGUCUGCGGAUCUGAAGACAGAAAAGAUCACGCUUCCUGAUGGCGAGAUAAAGAACAUGUUGAAUCAGAAGUUCAGUGGCAGUGCCGAACUUCCACUACCGAAAGUGUCCGGAGCAGACAUUGACAGCGUUAAGCUUCCGGAUGGGUCAGUGAAGACAUCGUUCAAGCCGAAGGCUGGGUUCAAGUGGCCCAAGAUCACGCUGCCUUCACUUCACAUGCCAGAUUGGCAUUUCGGUGGUGAUAGCGGAUCUUAUCGCCCUGAAGAGAUGCAAAGGGAGGCGUUUUUGUCUUCCAGGCCUGUCGUGGAUUCUGGCAUUGAUGGCAUCGGCGACUUGGUGAUGCGACUAAUACCUCGGAACCAGCUGUCUUCCUUGGUGUUUACGGAGACAUCAGAGGUUCACGUGGAAACUCCUCGUGCCGGAAGUGGAAGUCUCGUUGUAGUUUCGAAUGUCUCUGACUUGAACGUGACUGAUCUCCUUCCCAACGCUGAGAUCGACACUGUCAGCUUGCCCGAUGGUGGGGACGAACAAAGGCUGACGCAGCGUUUUGCUCUGGACCCAGGUGUCGAAAUUCCCGACGUCGUUGGCGUAGAUGUUGUUGAGUUUAAGCUGCCCAAUGGCACAAUUCGGAGAACUCUCAAGCCGCAGCGUGGGGUCAAAUGGCCAGAAGUCCACAUGCCUCUCGUCCGGUCCGCUGGACUGGAGGGCAAACUGCCAGAGGAGUUGGAAUAUUUGGAACGUGAUGAGAAGGAUUCUAGCUUCAAGUUUAAACUUCCGUCGUUUGGCUUGAAAAAGGGUGCAAAACCUCCGAAGGUCGAUGGAGUGGACGGUUUGCUGGAGUACCUUCUGCCCAGGGAGGAUCUUCCGAAGCUGCGGGUCAGAGAUAACUCCGAGGUUGACGUUAUCGACAUUCCCGGUGCCGAGGCGCGUGAAGUGGAGGUCCGCACUGUCAUUCCCGAGGCGGAUUUGCCGAAGAUUCCCUCCGACAGCAACGUCGUCAGGGUGAACAUGCCUGAUGGCAGUGUGAGGCAUACCCUUUGCCAAAACUUCCCAGGAAACUCAGAUCUUCCUCUGCCAAGGGUGAGUGGAGCUGACAUCUCGGAAGUAACACUUCCCAACGGCAACAUUAAGGCUACUUACAAACCCAAGCCGGGCUUCAAAUGGCCCAAGAUUUCGCUGCCAAGCUUCCAGCUACCCGACUGGGACUUUGGAUCUGGAGACCGUUCGCCUAGUCCCGAACGCAAGGUUUCCAAAUCCACUUCAAAGAAGUCGCACGUUGCUUUCAAAAAGCCCAAGUUCGACGGCAUCUCCGACCUUUUCCUGAGCAUUGUACCCAAGAGCAAGUUACCAUCUAUUCAGUUUAGGGAUAACUCAACGAUAGAUGUCGAGGAUCUGCCGUCCGGUAAGCGCCAGCUGGUUAUCACCACAGAAAUACCAGAGGCUGAAAUUGCAUCGCUUCCACCUGAUGCUAAAGUUGAAGUUGACAAGCUACCCUCCGGAAAAACGCGCAAGGUAUGGCGUCAAUACUUUGAUGUGGAUCCAGACUUCCAACUCCCGGAGAUCGAUGGAACAGAAGUGGAAGAAGUCGCCUUACCGGAUGGCACAUCGAGGACAACGUACAAGCCUACCGGUGGAUUCAAGUGGCCGGAGUUCCAGAUGCCUAAGUUCCAUUUGCCUGGCUGGGAGUUCAAGAAAAAGAGCUCUGAAACGUCCACCGUUCCAAAGCCCAAGCCGCUUCCACAGGCGUCCAAGAAGCCGAUGAAAAAGCCACCCAAUUUCCUGAACAUCGACGGCGUCUUAGAAUACCUAGUGCCGGACGACAAACUCUCCAAGCUACGGAUCCGAGACACCACGGAGGUGGAGGUGAUCGAUUUGCCGCGAAUGAAGGUGCGUGAUGUCAUCGUGCGAACUGAAGUACAGCGCUCAGAUGUGUCGAAACUGCCAAGCGACGUGCCUGUGCUUGAUAUCACCCGUCCCUCGGGCCGCUGCGCCCAAGUGAUCGAACAGCAUGUGAAGGCGGACGCGGACCUUGUGCUGCCAACCUGCUCCAGCAGCAACACCACCGAUGCGGCGCAGUCGGACGGCUCGGUGAAGACCAUAUACCAGCCCCGCAAGGGCACCAAGUGGCCCAAACUGAAGCUGCCGGCUCUGCAGGUACCCGACUGGGAGUUCCGCUCGUCAAAGGUGCGCUCGCGCUCGCCAAGCCCGGCCAGCGACGACGAAGGUCGUUUCUCUUUCUCGGGUCUGUUUUCCCGGUUCCUGCCGAGCUUCAGCAAGGACAAGGCGGAGAUUGAGGUCGAGGAUCAUCCAGAACAUGGUCAGCAGUUUGUCGUGAAGACGGAGGUGCCGGACGAUGAGCUUGCGAACGUUCCUGAGGGCGCACAGAUUGAGGUGGAGGCGCUGCCGGACGGCCGACAAAGACGUGUCUGGCGGCAGCCAGUCAACACCGAAAUCCGUCUCGACUCGCCCGAGAUCGAGCUCACAGAGGAGGUGAUGCCGGACGGCCGCGUCCGUAAGACGGUGAAGCCGAAGGCUGGCUUCGAGUGGCCGUCGUUCUCGUUCGGCUUCGGUGGCAAGAAGAAGGAGGAGCCGGAGGCGCCUGCCAGCGUUCUGUCGGAGAUGAUCGCCGAAUCGGACCUGCCUAAGGUCAAGUUCAUGGAUGGAUCGGAGAUUGAGAUGGUCGAGCUGCCAGACGGCAAACGCCAGGCCGUAAUUACCACCGAGAUCAAUGAAUCAAACAUCGACCAGCUUCCGGCCGGCGCCAAGGUCCAAGAAGAGACAAUGCCCGAUGGUCGGAAGCGCAGGGUUUGGUACCAGUACUUUGACGUGGAAGAAACGUACAUCAUGCCAAGAUUCCAGACGGUUGAGAUUAUCGAAAUCGUCUUACCAGAUGGUAGUAAGAAGAGAAAGCUGAAGCCGAAGACUGGUGUCCAGUGGUCCGGUAUUCCCAAAAUGAUCACGCGUAAAUCAAGCGAGCAGAAGCUUGCCGCCGAGAAAGCGCCAAAGGUCUCCAAAAUACCUAUCCGAGAAGGCAAGUCUCCGAAACCUGAACCCUCGAAACGGAAGCCCAGCAAGUCCAAGGACGAUGAAACGUCCGGCAAGCCGGGUGCCGCGAUGACCAGCUUUAUGUUGUCUAUGGUGCAUCCGGACGGCUUGGAGAUGGUGCGUGACAGUGUCGUCGCGAAAGAUAGGCCGGACGUCUCUCUGGACAUUCAGGCCGGCAAGCACGCCGCGGCCGACCGUGGUCCCGAGUCGCCCUCUAAGAAGGCGCGAGCCGACAUCUCGUCGGCCUUGGCGGAGGCGGCACCCGACAAAAUGGGCCGCGAUAAGGAGUCGCCCACCAAGAUCCCAAAGAUGGUGUCAAAGACCCCGUCGACCGAGCCUCCUAUCAGAGUAAGGCCAGCCUCUAAGAAGUCGAAAAGUUCGCCGCCCCCCGAGUCGGGACCCGACAUUUCUAAGAUUUUGUCGACAUCAGACAUAGAUCAGCUGUUGGCGCCGCUAGAAGACAUUCCUAGUGAUCCUAGCCAGGUGGAAACCGACCAAGACGCCGCCAAAAAGUCAAAGAUUCCCAAGAAGAAGCCGACAGUUCCACCGCGAGGCGCGCCCAAGCCGGCCCCGCGAACGCCAGCCGUCGUCGCCUAAAGCGCUGGAUAUCCCGCCUGCGGGCGACAUCCACUUGCACCAGGUGGUAGAGCGCACCGUCUGCGAGUCUGACGACGAUCUGGACGAACCUGAACCGUUCUCGGUUCCGGCUGGAGCCGAUGUGGAGAUCCAGGAGCAGCCGGACGGCAGCGUGCGCCGCAUCUACAAACGGACGGUGGUGUCGUCGGCUGUUGACGUGCC